AUGGAAGUGCCGCGCGGGCGAGCGCGAGCGGCCACGUCACCAUCAAAGAGGACCAUCUUGCUGGGACUUCUCCUGAUGGGGCUGUGCUGGGGUGCGGUGCCAGCACGAGCCGUCGUUGGCGCCGGCCCCGCCAGCCUCUCCUCCCUCUUCCGCUCCUGGCGCACAGCCUACCAUUACGUCCGGGACGACCUGGACGUUUCUGUGGCUGUAGCGACCAACCUCACGGCUGCCCUCACCCAGUUCGAUGACGACCUGGUCAACUUCGCGGUGGCCGAAUCGGUGGUGACGGACACCACGCUGCUCGCUCCCUUCGGCGGCCCGUUCGUGCAGCUGCCGCUCACGGCCAGCGCCAUCGUGAUGGGCUACCACCUGCCUCAGCUAAACGCCACCACCGACACGCUCGUGUUCGACCUGCCCACGCUCGCGCGAAUCUGGCGCGGCGACAUCACCCUGUGGAACGAUUCGGCCAUCGCCGCGCUCAAUCCCGCCAUUGCGCUCAAGCUUCCCGGCGCGCCGAUCGAGCUCCUCUACAAGCGCAUCGCCGAUCCGCUGCGCGCCGACGUGACGGCGGCGUUCACCAAGGCGCUCUGUCACGACGCGGCCUUUGACGCGGCGUUCGAGGCUGCUGGUGGCUCGCUCUACGGCCUGCUCGGCGGCAGCGGCUACGCGGACAACAACGUGACGAACCGGAAGUCCCGCCUUCUGUCGGCGCCGUACACGCUGAGCUACUUCCGGCUGGUGGACACGAUGGGCAUGAGCUACUCGGUGAUGAAGGACGCCAACGGCACCACGGUGGCGCCCAGCGCGACCACCGUGCAGAGCGCCCUGGCCUGGUACCGCACGACGGUGUUCGACAAUCAGUUCGUGGCGGACAUCAGCAACGGCGGAAACGGCAGCUGGCCGCUGACCUAUCUCGCCGCGGUGGUGCUUGUGCCUUUGAACGCGAGCAUAGCGACCAACUGCCCGCAGGUGAAGGACCUGUUGGACUACAUCAGCUGGACCCAGGUGAACGAUUAUGCGGUGACGUUGGCGCAGAAUGAGGGCUUUGUGAGUCUGGACAUUGCAUACCGUCGCCGUUUGAUGGACACGCUGGGCACGAUCACCUGCGACAACGUGCGCGCCACUAGCUCGGCCUACGUCAUCGGCCUCGGCGCGCCGCAGCCGGUCUACACAGCCUGGGCCGCCGAGUACCGGCAGAGCAAUUUCAAGAUGAAGUUCUUCACCGGCGAUGCGCUCACCUCCACCAAGUACAUGCAGACAGGCGACAUCGACUUCGGUUCGACGGUGGUGCCUCUGAGCGCAGAGACCCUAGAGCCCAUGCCCGAUGUGAUCGCCGUCAAAGUGACCGCUCACGCCUACUGCUUCACCUACAACGUCAAGAAUUGGAACGACACGCGCAUACGAGAGCUCAAUCCGGCCGUGGCACACCUCUUGCCGAACCAGGACAUUAUGAUCCCGGUGGUCACCACGGCGCAGACCUCCGUCCAGGCGGUCAUGCAAACGCUCAGCGCCCGCGUGCCCGAGUUCAACACAAUGGUGGGUCCAGUUGCUCUGCCCACCUACCCGGUGGCCCAGCAGGACCCGAACCGAACCAUCACCACCAGCGGGCUGGGCGCGAUGCAGACCGCGCUCGACAACACGAAAUACAUCUUCUCCUGGUGGGUCCACUUCCUCACGCUCAACUCCGCGCCCACGCUCCAAUUCGCACAGAUCCCCAACGCCGAGGGCCGAUACGUCACACCCAACGAUGUCACCAUCGUGUCGGCCAUCACCAACCACCAGGGCAGUCCGACCGACCUGUUCAUCAUGCUGUGUACCUAUCCGAUGGUGACGUUCAAUGCGCUCAUGGUGCGGUCGGAGACCCUGCCCGACCUGGCCAAGGCGCAGGCCCUCGUCGACUGGAUUUAUUGGACCCAAACCGACACCAACGCGAGGCAGAUUGCCCGUUCAGGACAUAUGGUGGUGGCGUCCAUGGCUCAAACGGCCAAGUCCGAUCUGCUCGACCAGCUGGCAACGGUCACCUCGCAGGGCGAUCCCGCGUUCUCCCUCGCCGGGUGCAUCUAUGAGGGCACCAUCUGCGCCGACCAGGGCACCUGUGUCAACUCCACGUGCGUCUGUUAUGCCGAGCGCGAGGGCGAGUACUGCGAGCGCAAGAAGACCAACACGACGGCGCUGGGCGUGAUCCUGGGCGUGGCGCUGGGCGCCGGCGUUCCGGGCCUCAUUCUCCUUCUGGUGGCUGCCGUGGCGCUGGGCCUGGGCUGCUGGCUGCUGGGCCGGUCGCGCGGCCGGGGCCGGCAGGACUGGGAGAUCGACUUCGACGAGCUCGAGAUGGGCGACAUCCUGGGCAGCGGCGGCUACGGCGAAGUCUACCGUUGGAAGGGGACCGACGUGGCGGUGAAGCUGAUCGCCGCCGAGCAGGGCGUGCUCUCCAAGGAGAUGCAGCGCGCCUUCAAGGACGAAGUGGAGGUGAUGACCGCGCUGCGCCAUCCGCACGUGGUGCUCUUCAUGGCGGCGUGCACGCGGCCGCCGCGCAUGUGCAUCGUCAUGGAGUUCAUGGCCCUCGGCUCCCUUUUCGACCUGAUCCACAACGAGCUGAUCUCCGAUCUGCCGCUGCCCCUCAUGGUGCGGCUGGCGCUGCAGGCGGCCAAGGGCAUGCACUUCCUCCACUCGUCGGGCAUCGUGCACCGCGACCUCAAGUCGCUCAACCUGCUGCUCGACGCCAAGUGGAACUUGAAGGUGAGCGACUUCGGCCUCACCCGCUUCAAGGGCGACCUCAAGAAGAACGCGCCGGCCCAGCAGCAGGGCAGCAUCCACUGGAUGGCGCCCGAAACUCUCUCGGAGCAGACCGGAGUCGACUACGUGCUGGCCGAUGUGUACGCCUUCGGCAUCAUCCUCUGGGAGCUGCUCACCAGGGAGCAACCGUACGCCGGGCUCACGCCGGCUGCCAUUGCCGUGGCGGUCAUCAGGGACAACGCAAGGCCGGCCAUAACCAUGAGGUCGGUCGACCCGGACUACGAGAAGCUGAUCACCGACUGCUGGCACCGCGACCCGAGCGUGCGUCCGACCUUCCUCGAGGUCAUGACCCGCCUGUCGGCCAUGAUCGAAGAGGGCGGCGGCGGCGGCGGCACCUCGUCCUCCUCCUCCCGCGCCUCAAGUCGGGGCUACCUCAACCAGAGCGGCCGGGCCUCGACGGCGAGCAGUCGGUCGACGACGGAUGACGACGACAAUGCGCGGAUCCACUUGCCCGACCUGGUCGGGGGCGUGCCGCCGCCAGAGGGCGAGGUGGCGCUGGUGUUUACCGACAUCGCCAAGGCGGCGUCGCUCUGGUCGACGUGCCCCAACGCCAUGCGCGACGCCACGCUGCUCCACAACGCCCUGCUGCGCUCGCUGCUGGCCAAGCACCGGGGCUACGAGGCCAUCUUCAUCAAGGACAAGAUUGUCGGCGAGGGCUCCUUCUGCAUGGCCUUCUCCACCGUGGUCGACGCGCUUGCGUGGUGCGGCGACGUCCAGCGCAAGCUGAUCCACGUCGACUGGCCGGAAGAGCUGCUGGACCAGGCCGACGUGGCCGAGGAGAUCGGCGGCGUCGACGACCGGGUCAUCUUCCGCGGGCUGCGGGUGCGGAUGGGCGUGCACGUGGGAGUGCCCAAGCUGCGGCGGGACCCGAUGUCGCGGCGGGUGGAGUACCUCGGGCCGCCGGUGGUGGCCGCGGCCCGGGUGACGGUGCUGGCCCAGGGCGGCCAGGUCCUGCUGACCCGCACGGCCUUCGAGCGGCUGCGCAACACUGACUUGGUCAAGGAGCGCCGACGCUUCGCGCGGCUCGGGGCCACCGAGCUGGGCGACGAGCCCGGCAAGACCGAGAUCUUCGAGAUGCGGGUGCGCGGACUCGAGCCGCGCUACUUUGGGGACUUUGGCGCGGCCGUUGCGGGCGACGCCGAGUCGUCGUCGAGCGACUACGACGAGUCGCGCGCCAGGAGGAGCAAGUACGGGAGCGAUGUCGACGAUGUCGACGACCUCGACGCCGACAUCUCCGACCGGACAGUCGACCUGGAGAAGCUGGCCAGCGGGCUCGGCGAGGACACGUUUCUCACGGGCGCCAACCUGGUGCGGUGGGUCAUCAGGUACGACGACAUCCAGUUGGGCGACCAGAUCGGCAUCGGCUCGUACGGCGUCGUGUUCAAGGGUUCGUGGAAGGGCAUCGACGUGGCGGUGAAGCGGUUCAUCAAGCAGCGGCUCGACGAGCGGCACCUGCUGGAGUUCAGGGCCGAGGUGGCGUGCCUGUCGGAGAUGCGGCAUCCGAACAUCGUACUGUUCAUCGGGGCGUGCCUGCGCAUGCCCAACCUGUGCCUGGUCACCGAGUGGGUCAAGCAGGGCUCCCUCAAGGCCCUCCUGUCGACCACCACCAUCAAGCUCCCGUGGCAGAUGAGGCUGCGCAUGCUGCGGGACGCGGCGCGCGGCAUGCACUACCUGCACACGCUCGAGCCGUGCAUCAUACACCGCGACCUCAAGACGUCGAACCUGCUGGUGGACGAGUCGUGGAACGUCAAGGUGGCCGACUUCGGCUUCGCCCGCAUCAAGGAGGAGAACAUCACGAUGACCCGGUGCGGCACGCCGGCGUGGACGGCACCGGAGGUGAUCCGCGGCGAACACUACUCGGAGCUGGCCGACGUGUACAGCUUCGGGAUCAUCAUGUGGGAGAUGGCGACGAGGAAGCAGCCGUACGCGGGGCGCAACUUCAUGGGCGUGACGCUGGACGUGCUCGAGGGCAAGCGGCCGCAGGUGCCCGCCGACUGCCCCGCCGACUACCGCGCGAUGAUGACCCAGUGCUGGAAGGGCAAGCCCAAGAAGCGACCGAGCAUGGAGGAGGUCCUUCGAUUCCUCAAUUCGGCCCUGGGCGAGCUGUUCACCAAAGAAGACGAUGAGAGUGUCUGA
Molecule: messenger RNA, 4929 nt
Organism: Acanthamoeba castellanii str. Neff
Lineage: Eukaryota; Discosea; Longamoebia; Acanthamoebidae
Product: serine/threonine kinase
Exons: 14
Coding region: 1-4929 (1642 amino acids)
Biological process (GO): cyclic nucleotide biosynthetic process; intracellular signal transduction; protein phosphorylation
Molecular function (GO): protein kinase activity; ATP binding
Source: RefSeq, a predicted model, not a curated record